AUGGUCACGGGCACCUGGUUACCUGCGUGUGCUUCUCCCCUUGUGGCCGACGGAUUGCUUCUGUUCGUUUCUUCGUCGAGGGCUUCCUUCGACAAGACAGUAAGAAUCUGGGAUACUCAAGGAAAGCCUAUUGCAGUUCUGCACGGACACACACAGGUGAUACAUUGCUGUGAUUGGUCCCCUUCUGGAAAUCAAAUCAUUAGCGCUGGUGCAGAUUUUGAUAUCAGGGUGUGGGAGCUUGAGGGAGAUAUGUGGGAGACAGUUGAACCUAAGGAUGGCAGCUGUGUCGAAUUCGCCUUCUCACUUGGAGUCCUUGACGGGGUUGACAAGCAUACUGAAGCUGAAGAUCUCGAUAAAGUGUUUGUUCGCAUGACCAAGCGAACUCGUAAGGCUCUUCCCCACCUCAAGUGUCGUUCGCGAGUCAUGAAGGGGCACAGCGGGAGCGUCCUUUCAUGUGCAUUUGAGCCAAAGACUGGAACCGAAGCUGCAGUCUGCUUUCUGCUUCAAGCAACAGACCUGAAUGUUCUCUGGAGAGUUGAUGUCGGAACGGCAUACGUUACUGAGGUUGCAUUCAUGAAUUUUGUAGACAAGGAAGAGAAGCAAGAGUGUCUGGUUGCCGCUGCUGGAGAUUCUUCACCUCUUUGCUGGAAACUUCAAUCUGGAGAACGACGCUCGGUGGCAGGCAAGUGUUUAAAGAACAUGGUGUGCUUUGCGAAGAUCGAUUGUCAGAGAAUCAUUUGUGGUUGCAUCGGGAACAAUUUACAGAUACUUUCGAUAUGA
This is a messenger RNA of Guillardia theta CCMP2712, 780 nucleotides long. RefSeq lists its product as hypothetical. The coding region runs from base 1 to 780 and encodes 259 amino acids. The transcript has 14 exons. Lineage: Eukaryota; Cryptophyceae; Pyrenomonadales; Geminigeraceae. Gene Ontology annotation, molecular function: protein binding. The record is from RefSeq and is a predicted model, not a curated record.